Manis pentadactyla (Chinese pangolin) is the source of this 1512-nucleotide messenger RNA. It is a transcript of the gene PLSCR5, whose product is annotated as phospholipid scramblase family member 5. Bases 234 to 1037 code for a protein of 267 amino acids. The record is from RefSeq and is a predicted model, not a curated record. The transcript has 9 exons. Gene Ontology annotation, molecular function: phospholipid scramblase activity. Gene Ontology annotation, cellular component: plasma membrane. Gene Ontology annotation, biological process: plasma membrane phospholipid scrambling. NCBI's taxonomy places the organism in Eukaryota, Metazoa, Chordata, Mammalia, Pholidota, Manidae.
GUGGAUGACAUGGCUGCUGUCAGGGAAGGCAGCUCUAUGCAGAGCACUGCUGGGCUGUCAGCCGCGGCCACCAAAGGGCUUGUGUGGUAUUCUGAUGGUGUCUGAGGACGCUGGCAGAUGUGGGGAGGACAAAGUGACCACACCGACUGAGGCACAAGAACUAAGGCACAAGCAACAAAAAAAGCCCUUUCUUUUAACCUGGCUGCCUUUGAAGAAGUGAGUCAGACAUCUUCAUGGCCUCUAAAGAUGCACAGAACCAAAGAAGUAGAGGUCUGCCUGGUUUUAUUCCUGAGGCUCCAGACCCAGACCACCACCUUCCAGUCAUGCCUUCCAGCCCAGGGAGCCAAGUGCGGCAGCCAGGUCUCCUUCCACCAGGCAAUCUCCCUCCGGGCCUAGAAUAUUUAAGUCAGUUAGACCUGAUAAUUAUACACCAACAAGUGGAGCUUCUUGGAAUGAUACUUGGCACUGAGACCGCCAACAAAUAUGAGAUUAAAAACAGCUUGGGACAAAGAAUUUACUUUGCCAUGGAGGAAAGCAUUUGCUUUAACCGUACUCUGUGUUCCACACUGAGAUCUUGUGCUCUGAAGAUCACAGAUAACUCAGGUCUAGAGGUGAUCACAAUAAACAGGCCCUUGAGGUGCAACAGCUGCUGGUGCCCCUGCUUCCUACAAGAGUUAGAAAUCCAAGUCCCUCCUGGUACUAUAGUUGGUUAUGUUGCACAGAAGUGGGACCCCUUUCUGCCUAAAUUCACAAUCCAAAAUGCAAACAAAGAAGAUAUUUUGAAAAUUGUUGGUCCUUGUGCAACAUGUGGCUGUUUCGGUGAUGUGGAUUUUGAGGUGAAGACCAUUAAUGAAAAGCUUACAAUUGGAAAGAUUUCAAAGUACUGGUCAGGAUUUGUAAAUGAUGUCUUCACCAAUGCUGACAAUUUUGGAAUUCACGUUCCUGCGGAUCUGGACGUGACAGUCAAAGCAGCAAUGAUUGGGGCUUGUUUUCUCUUUGACUUUAUGUUCUUUGAACAUUCACUGGCUGGAUUAUAAAAAGCAUGAUGACAAAAACAAUAAAGUAUUCAGAACAUCUUUCAAAAUCCCUUGGAUUCUGGAUUUCAUUUCCGAAUGGUUUGAUACGUGCUUUUAUUUUGUAACAAAAUGCUAAUUAUUAUGUGUAUUAAAGCAUAAUUUAAUGAAGCAAUUACCUGGUUGUGAACGUAUGAUGGCUAAAGACAAGAUUACUGGCCUGAGCACAGGGUGCUUGGAGAGAUUACCUUUCUCUCUUCCUCUCCUUUGAAGUUACUGCGUGGGUAAGCAUGAAGGAUGAGAACUAAGGCUUGCGGCAUCACGGAUGAAAAUUCAAUGUUUAGAGAGCACUUUGAAGUUUUUCUUGCUCUAAGGCUGGUUACUAAUCAAAAGGACUGGAUUUCUAAAAUAUUUUUCAUAAGAAUUAUUUUUUAAUUUGUUUACUAAUUUUACUGUAGUGAGACACCUUUACACUGGAAAAGCUAAAAGUUGGGUAAAU